Messenger RNA from Acaulospora morrowiae, 481 nucleotides. NCBI's taxonomy places the organism in Eukaryota, Fungi, Glomeromycota, Glomeromycetes, Diversisporales, Acaulosporaceae. The record is from the annotation of a GenBank genome assembly.
AGAUUUCAAAGAUGAAAUAUAAGGAGAUAUUCUCAGAUCCUUUAGAUUUUCCUGCUAAUAAAAUGCACGUUAAUGAUGGAGAAUUACCCUCUGUAAAUAACGAAUUAUCAGUGACUUUGCGAUUAAAUGUUCAGAAUCAUGAUGCAGGUUGGCAGAGUAUCUUUCAUAAAGGAGUAGAUAAUAAUACUCGAACUCCCAGUAUUUGGUUAUGUCCGAACACCUCAGAACCUACCGCCAGAUUCUCGACAAAUGAUAACUACAAUAAUGGUUUAACAAUUCCUAUUGGGCUUAAACUAAAUAAAUGGUAUCAUAUAGCCUAUACACUUUCAGAACCUCUUAAGCGUAUGGACUUUUACUUAAAUGGAAAAUGGGUUGGGUUCAAGAGCAUUGAAUUUGUCCAGACGCAAAGUGUCAAGUUCAACAAAGAUCAAUUGCAUAUUGGAUGUGCUACAAAUCAUGCAGAUUUUGCGGGAAAAAUGAG